AUGGCACCUCGAGAACAAAGCGCUCUCAAGCGGGGUAGACUCAGCGUGGAUGCCGAUGCACAAGAUUUGAAAAAGCCACGUCGGUCCCAGAGAAUAUCCAGCCAACAUCAGCCACAAGAGACACCGAUCGAUUACGAUUAUCUACCGACUCCGCUAACGCAUGGCCGUUCGACUGCCACGGAUCUCCGUAAUGAAGUGACUGCCACUCCGCCGGACAGUCCGAGUCGAGGCCGUGUACAAUCCCCCCCUAAUGUCGAGUUGUCUCAGCUCCCAUCAUCUCCACCGGGGGAUACGCAGGCCCUCUCGCAAUUUGUCUACCCGCCAAGAGCUUUCGCGGACGAGGUGGAAGAUGAAGACGCAGAGGGCGUUUGGGGAUACCUGAUCCCGCUCAGUGACAAAGUUGGUGGCACAUUCGUCUUGAAGAAGCGUGAUACUUGUGAGAACCGGGAAGAUGCGACCAAAGAUAAGACUGGGAAGAAGUCUCAAUCUCGCAAACAAGGCAGUGCUCGAGCACCUGGCGGUUACCUAGUUGGUCGUCAUCCUGAGUGCGACUUGAUGAUCGAGAUUCCCACGAUAUCAAAUCGUCAUUUUCUUCUAUUUGAGGAGAAGAGAAAAGGUGACGUUGUCGCCAUGCUGGAGGACCUUUCUACUAAUGGAACUUUCGUGAAUGACGCCAUUGUGGGACGAAACAAAUCUCGUGAACUUGAAAAUGGCGAUGAGGUAUCCAUUUUGGACGAUGCCCGGUUUGUCUUUCGCUACCCCAGAACUCGAGACACCAAUCGGUUCCGCCAACAGUAUCAAAUGCACCGCCAACUAGGAAAAGGCCAUUUUGCAGCGGUGUAUUUAUGCGUAGAAGGGUCUACUGGCAAACAAUUUGCGGUCAAGGUCUUUGAGAAGCGCCCAGGUGAUUCACAAAAGUCCCAGUCCCAGUCAGAGACUUUGCAGCAAGAGAUUGCUCUUCUGAAAGGAGUCAAUCACCCCAACCUCCUUUGCCUGAAGGACACAUUUUAUGAAACCGAUGGGGCUUAUCUGAUCCUUGAGCUGGCCCCAGAAGGCGAACUUUUCAAUCUAAUUGUCAGCAAGCAGAAGCUCAGUGAGUCGGAAACUCGUCAUCUAUUCCGACAGCUCCUGGAUGGGCUAAAGUAUUUGCACGAAAGAGGAAUUGUCCAUCGAGACAUCAAGCCCGAGAAUAUUUUACUUGCCGACAAAAAGUUGACAGUCAAGCUCGGUGAUUUCGGUCUUGCCAAGAUCAUUGGCGAGGACUCUUUUACCACCACUUUGUGUGGUACACCCAGUUAUGUUGCGCCCGAAAUUUUACAAGAUACUCGCCGUCGACGGUACACUAAAGCAGUGGACGUCUGGUCCCUCGGGGUAGUUCUCUACAUUUGUCUCUGCGGAUUCCCCCCAUUUUCUGAUGAGUUGUACACCCGAGACAAUCCAUAUACUUUGGCCCAGCAAAUCAAGAUGGGCAAAUUUGACUAUCCCUCGCCAUAUUGGGACUCGGUGGGCGACCCUGCCCUGGACCUGAUCGACCGAAUGCUCACCGUGGAUGUGGACAAACGAAUCACGGUAGACGAGUGUCUUGAACACCCCUGGAUGACCCAGAAGUACCCCAGUGUUACAGACAGCACCGAUGGGCUGACAGGUGCCCUGGGCAAGUUGGAUUUCUCCAAGCGCAAGAUUGAGCGAGAGCGAACUCUGCUGAGCAGUGUCAAUGACGGUGGAUUCAGUGAGCAUGUGGAAGGCAGUGGCACUCCAGUUAAAGUCAUUCACAAGAAUGAUGCUGGCAAGCGGGUUCACAAUCGGCCUGCUAAAGUCAAGCGCCGUGAAGAAUCUCCCGGCAAUAACGGUGGUGCCGAUAAUUUCGUGAACCUCGGCCAAGGUGGUGAUCCCACAUUAUACGAUGACAAACCUGCGGGUCGGGCCAAAUAA
Penicillium angulare is the source of this 1932-nucleotide messenger RNA. RefSeq lists its product as uncharacterized. The coding region runs from base 1 to 1932 and encodes 643 amino acids. Lineage: Eukaryota; Fungi; Ascomycota; Eurotiomycetes; Eurotiales; Aspergillaceae. The transcript has 6 exons. Gene Ontology annotation, cellular component: nucleus. The record is from RefSeq and is a predicted model, not a curated record. Gene Ontology annotation, molecular function: ATP binding; protein serine/threonine kinase activity; protein binding. Gene Ontology annotation, biological process: protein phosphorylation; mitotic DNA damage checkpoint signaling.